Messenger RNA from Hermetia illucens (black soldier fly), 2699 nucleotides. RefSeq names its product ras association domain-containing protein 8 (gene RASSF8). The transcript is spliced from 8 exons. Gene Ontology annotation, biological process: signal transduction. NCBI's taxonomy places the organism in Eukaryota, Metazoa, Arthropoda, Insecta, Diptera, Stratiomyidae. Bases 427 to 2058 code for a protein of 543 amino acids. The record is from RefSeq and is a predicted model, not a curated record.
UCCUUUUUUGCCGUGAAGUGAAAUGUCAAGAACGUCAAAAGGGCAAAAUGGCGUAUAACAAUACCAAAUUGGGGUGUUUGCGUCAAAUCACCGAAGGAUGUAAAUAAAUAAACAUCCGUCGUUCAUUCACCUGUGAAAUUUAAACAUUCCUGUCGCUAAACAUUCGGCUCUAAUUCAGAAACAAUCAUAAAGUAGUUAUGCAUUAGAUUUAUUUUAACGUCAAUGUACACAUAUCAGCGCGUUGAAGUGGGGAAAUGACAGAAAUUCGCGUAGUACUUUAUCUAAAUCUCAGUAAAUAUCUCGGAUGAAUAAUACAAUUGUUUAUUCGACUCGAAUAACGAUGAUUACGCAUUAGCAAACGUACAAAUCGCCACGAAAAAUAUCAUUUUCAUAUCGGUCGAAACGACAAAUUGAACUCAAGGAGAAAUGGAAUUGAAAGUUUGGGUGGAGGGAAUCCAACGAAUUGUUUGUGGGGUGACAGUGAACACCACUUGCCAGGACGUUGUGUUUGCUUUGGCUCAUGCAACUGGAAAAGUGGGUCGCUUCACGCUAAUUGAACGAUGGCGAAACAAUGAACGACUGCUGGCUCCUAGCGAACAUCCACUCAGGAUCCUCAUGAAAUGGGGCGAGUACUCGAAUGACGUGCAGUUUAUCCUGAAGAGAUCGGAGCAAGUGGCCAAGGCAGGAGAGAAGGCAAAUGCACAGAAGACGUCAAGAGAUAAGGAAGGGAAUGUCCUGGACUUGGAUAAUCAAAAUGCUAUCGUUACCGACUUCUUGCCAUUGGGACGGAACAAGGAAGGUCGUAGAAGUUUCGGAUCAUCAAACGAAACCAAACAUAUCGAUAACGUAGGAAUUGUUAAAGGAAUACCACAAAAAUCUACAACUAAAGUCAGUAUAACAAAACCGACAUCAGGGCGAAUGCCGUCAGAUGAUACUACAGCCGGCGAUGCUCUGAAAUACCACAACAACGAAUUUAACAUUGCCGAUUUGCGGAAUUCUCUAGAUCGAAAAACGAAUAAGGCUAAUAAUUUUGGUGCACGUGACGUGAGGAGUGCGGGUAACGAUCAGCCCUUAGAAGACUACAAUUACAAUAAAAUCAGCUUAGUCAGUAACAAUGAAUGUUAUAAAAAUUCUCCACCAAUAUCGGCAAACGGUGCACUCGUACCACCACCAUAUCGGGAUCCGCCACCGCCACGUACUAGUCCCUUAAACAAAACCGAACCUAGUAGUAGUAGGAAGCUCGAUUACAAAGACUCUAUAAAUAUGACAUCGUACUUCAACAUGAGUGAAAUGACUGAUAUGAGUGAGAAUUUUCUUCAAAAUGCACAAUACAAAGAUUUGCUACAAAUUGUGAAGUUUCAGCGAGAGAAAAUAACAUCGCAAAAAGCUGAUAUGACUAAGUAUGAUGUGGAAAUUGGCUAUUUUGAAGGCAAGGAAAGGGACCAAACUGAUGUUACAUCUAGAGAGAUUAGUAAAGCAGAGUUACUGUUUCGUCAAGGGUAUGAGCAGUUACAAUCGCUCCAAUAUGUUGAAGAGGAAAAUGAGUUAGUUAAACAACAAGAAAAAACACUGAAAUCGGAAAUCACUCUACUCCGUUCAAAGCUGGCAAAUUGUGAGACUGAAUUACUACAAUGUAGAAAUAAAAUAAGAUUAUUAUUAGAUGAGAUACAAAUUGAACAAAGAUCACUGAAUAAUAGACAAAAAGACAACAGGCAACAGGUUGAAAAAAACAUUCUAACUGAAGUUGAGCGAAUUCAGUCUGAGAUUGACAAGGUAACGCAAAGUGCUGAGACCUCUAGUAAAACUACUGAAAAUCUGAAGAAGGAAAUAUCUGUAAUAGAAAGUGCGAUUGCUGAAAAGAAGAGAGAGGUGGAGCAAUUGGUAAAUGAAAUGAAAGAAGUGAAUCUUCAAAGCCUAACUGUGACCCCGUCGGAUGAAAUCCGUAAUUUUUUGGAAGGCUCUAAUAAACCUGGUAGCACGAGACGAAUAAUAGGAUCACCUAGGCAGCUGGAAAAUGCAGUCCCCACGAGUAAGAAUCCUCACGGCGUCUGGGUAUGAGCAGCUCAUCAAUAGCCUAAUAAUUUUUAAUGAACAAAAUCAUAUUGACCAAUUUUUAUCUAAAUGGUCGUUUAUUUAUUGAAUUGUCGAAUAAAGAAGAAACCAAAACUAUGUUAAUUCACUUGAUAGUAUGGAUUUGAUAAUAAUUGUUAAAACUAGGUAAAAUGUUUUAGUGAAAUUGAUAUACAUAUAUAUCUUUACAAAGCACGUUUUCCACUAUUUUAGAAAUAUUUAAAAAACAAAAUAAUACAUUCCACAUAUGAAAAUCAUAAAUACUGUAACAGUAUUAAUAAAUAGAAAUAGUUGUAUGUAUUAAAACGCAUUGUUAAGUAAGUACAGUUUUGCGGCUGCCGUUUCUAUUAGGUCACAAAGUAAAACAAACGCGAAAAAUAUCUACUCUUGUACUAUUGCAACAAAAUAUCGCAUGGCAACUAAAACUUAAGCAAAGUAUGAAACUUUAUGCAACGAUAUAGUAACAAUCUGAUGUACUUAAACUUUUAAUAUCGGUCUAAUCAUUGUUGGUUUUUUAUGUUUUAGCGACCUAAUCUAUUUUUUAUACACCUAAUGAAAAUAGACUUAAGAAUUUCUGAAUUCUAGUCUUGUGGCAUAUUCAAAAUAAAUUCGUAACAUGAAAAUAUCAA